Messenger RNA from Parnassius apollo (apollo), 4770 nucleotides. Lineage: Eukaryota; Metazoa; Arthropoda; Insecta; Lepidoptera; Papilionidae. The record is from the annotation of a GenBank genome assembly.
AUGAGGCGUCUUAUUAUCCUUUUAGUGGCCGCAAUGGCGAGUUCGGAAGAAUUCUUUUUCCUUGGCCAUGAGUUUUCCAGAACUCCACUGGGCGAUCGGAUAGACAAAGCGUCUGUGAAAAUGCUCAAGGAGGCCUAUCUAUCAGCCACGGACUCUAAUGUAGUCACGUCGCCACUGGGAGCAUUAAUGCUUCUGUCACUCUAUUCUGCUGGUACCCAGGAUAAGAACAGAGAGGAAAUCAUGCAGUUUCUUGGUUCAACAGAAUACAAGGAGCUAUUCGAUUCGUAUAGCCACUUAAGCAGCAGAUUUGCUUCAAUGGAUCCGAGUUACCUCACUCUCGCCAACAAAGUGUUCGUGGCUAAAGGAUACACGCUGGCCGACGAGUUCUCUAACACAGCCCGUUCUUACAACAGCGAAGUAGAUGCAAUCGACUUUCAAGAUCAGAAGACAGCCGCACAAAUUAUUAAUCGAUGGGCAGAUGAAAAGACAAAGGGCCAUAUUAAAGACCCCGUAUCAGAAAAUCUUUUGGACCCAUCAGCAGCGGCCGCGCUCUUCAACGUCAUAUUCUUUCAGGGUCACUGGCAUGUUCCUUUCAAAGCGGCAGAGACUGAGGAGAAGGACUUCCACGUGAAUAAGUCACUGGUCGUCAAGAAACCUAUGAUGCACUUACAGGAUUCUCUCUUCUAUAAUGAAGACAACGAAAUUGGUGCUAAGAUGAUUGAAUUGCCCUACAAAGAAUCCGGUUUUCGUAUGGUCGUGAUACUACCUAACGAAGUGGACGGUCUGUCGUCAGUCCUAGAAAAAGUGGCCGAGAAGGGCCUUUUAGACGACGUGUUCGCUUUAAGCCCAGCGGGAAGGGAAAUCAACUUGUACUUGCCCAAAUUCGAAAUUAGGAGUAAGCUGGACUUCACUCAGAUCUUGCCUAAGCUGGGUGUGAGCAAAAUAUUCAGUGAUGGAGCUCCGGGAAUAGUAAAGGAGCGCGACGUUACCGUCUCGAAAUUUCUCCAAGAGGCCAUCGUAAAGAUCGAUGAAGAAGGUGCUACUGCGGGAGCAUUUACUGGAGCCAUUGCAGUACCAGCGUCAUCCGACUCCAGGCCACCGGAACCUAUGAACUUUAUAGUUGACCAUCCUUUCUUGUUUACUAUUCUGCAUGAAGACGUGAUACUCUUUACUGGGCGAAAGGGGGAGAAACUGGAGGUUUUGCGUAUCGGGCAAGGAUGCAUCGACUUUUUUGCUGAGCUGGAGCCAUCUGUAACCGUCACCGAACAAAACCUGGCAGACCGAGUUCGGUAUAUCUUGCGCUCAAAUACAUUUGAUGUCACCGAACUCGAACGGCUACGACGUGAGGCUGUUCCUUCAUCGGGUGAAAAUGCUGCGGCUGAGGAUGCGGCGCCACAACUUGCUGAGCAAACGGCAAAUGUGGAUGCCGCCGUGAAUACGCCAGUUGUGGUUGAUUCAAACGAUGAUGGAACAGUCGCCCAGGAACUGGAACUAGAGCAAAUGAGGAGUACAUUGGAAGAGGCGAUUGUGGAAACGCGCAGUACGACUCUCGAAAAUCGACCGCGACUUCCCCGCUUAGCCCUAAGCAAGCGGAAUCGGGCUGUCGUGAGGGCUCUGAACCCAAUGCUGGUUACCUAUUUGGAAGCCAGCCGGGACCUUUGCGAUACGGACUCAAUUCUUUUUGGCGCCGCACUGGCAGUCUGCCGUAUUAUAGGUGCCAAACUUUCCACGGCUGGACGCGCUACUGGACAAAGUAGUGCUAUCCCAGCCUGGAGAAUAAGAAUUGAAGAACGUAUCGCAAAGGCUAGGGCCCUCAUCGGCAGACUGAUAUGCUUCAGGUCAGGCAAUACCAGGCCAAGGAUUGUGCGCACCGUCAGGAUGGCGUUUGCUGGGAUAAAUGUUAGUUUGUCCCAGCCGGAUAUAAUGCAAAAACUGACGGAGCGCAUAGACGACCUGAAGCAAAGAAUAGCUGCUUGGGGAAAGCGGAUUCGGCGAUAUACCGAGAGGUCGACACGGUUCAACCAGAAUCGUCUCUUCCAGAGUGAUCAGAAGAGGCUCUAUAAAUCAUUGGAGCGACCAAUAGUAAGUGGAACGGGCCCUGCACCAAAUCAGGCCGACAUGGUCGCAUUCUGGCGCAGCCUGUGGUCAGAGCCCGUAAACCACAGCGAGGGCCCUUGGACGGAAGUUGUGGCGAGUCAGUGUGCGAGUAUUACGCCCAUGGACCCCGUCAUCAUAACGCCGGAUGACGUAGCUGAGGCGGUCCGUAGGGCCCCGAACUGGAAAAGUCCGGGGCUUGACGGGCUGCAUCACUACUGGCUGAAGGGGUUCAUGGUGUGUCACUCUGUGCUCGCCCGACAGUUUCAAGAGGCUCUCAACCAGAAGUCGCUCCCAAGCCUCUUCACUACUGGGAUCACUCAUUUGGUUCCUAAAGAUCAGGGUGCCACAGACCCGAGCAAAUACCGCCCCAUCACGUUACGCCUCUCGAAAAUCGACCGCAACUUCCCCCGCAUAGCCCUAAGCAAGCGGAAUCGGGCUGUCGUGAGGGCUCUGAACCCAAUGCUGGUUACCUAUUUGGAAGCAAGCCGGGACCUUUGCGAGACGGACUCAAUUCUUUUUGGCGCCGCGCUGGCAGUCUGCCGUAUCAUAGGCGCCAAGGUUUCCACGGCUGGACGCGCUACUGGCCAUAGUAGCGCUAUCCCAGCAUGGAGAAGAAGAAUUGAGGAACGUAUCGCAAAGGCUAGAGCUCUCAUCGGCAGACUGAUAUGCUUCAGAUCAGGCAACAACAGGCCAAGAAUUGUGCGCACCGUCAGGAUGGCGUUUGCUGGGACAAAUGUCAGUUUGUCCCAGCCGGAUAUAACGCAAAAACUGACGGAGCGCAUAGAUGAUCUGAAGCAGAGAAUCGCUGCUUGGGGAAAGCGGAUUCGGCGAUAUACCGAGAGGUCGACACGGUUCAACCAGAAUCGUCUCUUCCAGAGUGAUCAGAAGAGGCUCUAUGAAUCAUUGGAGCGACCAAUGGUAAGUGGAACGGGUCCAGCACCGAAUCAGGCCGACACUGUAGCAUUCUGGCGCGGCCUGUGGUCAGAGCCCGUAAACCACAGCGAGGGCCCUUGGACGGAAGUUGUGGCGAGUCAGUGUGCGGGUAUUACGCCCAUGGACCCCGUCAUCAUAACGCCGGAUGACGUAGCUGAGGCGGUUCGUAGGGCCCCGAACUGGAAAAGUCCGGGGCUUGACGGGCUGCAUCACUACUGGCUGAAGGGGUUCAUGGUGUGUCACUCUGUGCUCGCCCGACAGUUUCAAGAGGCUCCCAACCAGAAGUCGCUCCCAAGCCUCUUCACUACUGGGAUCACUCAUUUAGUUCCUAAAGACCAGGGGUCUUCGCGGGCCCAGCAAUCGGCACCCGCCUCUGGUGGAGUACGCCGCAUGCGUUGGACAACCCAGAUGAACAGCAACGCAUUGCGGGCGUAUUUUGGGGCGAAAGGGGGAGAAACUGGAUGUUUGGCGUAUCGGGCUAGGAUGCAUCGUCUUUUUGCUGAGCUGGAGCCAUCUUUAACCGUCACAGAGCAAAACCUGGCAGACCGAGUUCGGUAUAUCUUGCGCUCAAAUAUAUUUGAUGUCGCCGAACUCGAACGGCUACGACGUGAGGCUGUUCCCUCGUCGGAUGAGAAUGCUACGGCUGAGGAUGCGGCGCCACAAAUGGUAGAGCAACCCGCAAACGUGGAUGCCGCCGUGAAUACCCCAGUUGUGGUUGAUUCAAACGAUGAUGGAACAGUCGCCCAGGAACUGGAAUUAGAGCAUAUGAGGAGUACAUUGGAAGAGGCGAUUGUGGAAACGCGCAGUACGCCUCUCGAAAAUCGACCGCGACUUCCCCGCAUAGCCCUAAGCAAGCGGAAUCGGGCUGUCGUGAGGGCUCUGAACCCAAUGCUGGUGACCUAUUUGGAAGCCAGCCGGGACCUUUGCGAGACGGACUCAAUUCUUUUUGGCGCCGCGCUGGCAGUCUGCCGUAUCAUAGGCGCCAAGGUUUCCACGGCUGGACGCGCUACUGGCCAUAGUAGCGCUAUCCCAGCAUGGAGAAGAAGAAUUGAGGAACGUAUCGCAAAGGCUAGAGCUCUCAUCGGCAGACUGAUAUGCUUCAGAUCAGGCAACAACAGGCUAAGAAUUGUGCGCACCGUCAGGAUGGCGUUUGCUGGGACAAAUGUCAGUUUGUCCCAGCCGGAUAUAACGCAAAAACUGACGGAGCGCAUAGAUGAUCUGAAGCAGAGAAUCGCUGCUUGGGGAAAGCGGAUUCGGCGAUAUACCGAGAGGUCGACACGGUUCAACCAGAAUCGUCUCUUCCAGAGUGAUCAGAAGAGGCUCUAUGAAUCAUUGGAGCGACCAAUGGUAAGUGGAACGGGUCCAGCACCGAAUCAGGCCGACACUGUAGCAUUCUGGCGCGGCCUGUGGUCAGAGCCCGUAAACCACAGCGAGGGCCCUUGGACGGAAGUUGUGGCGAGUCAGUGUGCGGGUCUUACGCCCAUGGACCCCAUCAUCAUAACGCCGGAUGACGUAGCUGAGGCGGUCCGUAGGGCCCCGAACUGGAAAAGUCCGGGGCUUGACGGGCUGCAUCACUACUGGCUGAAGGGGUUCAUGGUGUGUCACUCUGUGCUUGCCCGACAGUUUCAAGAGGCUCUCAACCAGAAGUCGCUUCCAAGCCUCUUCACUACUGGGAUCACUCAUUUGGUUCCUAAAGACCAGGAUUCAGAGGUUGACCAAGAAAGUAUUGAAAGAACAUAG